Messenger RNA from Castor canadensis (American beaver), 1625 nucleotides. Its product is annotated as dehydrogenase/reductase SDR family member 4. Gene Ontology annotation, biological process: retinal metabolic process. Gene Ontology annotation, cellular component: peroxisome. Gene Ontology annotation, molecular function: carbonyl reductase (NADPH) activity. The record is from RefSeq and is a predicted model, not a curated record. Lineage: Eukaryota; Metazoa; Chordata; Mammalia; Rodentia; Castoridae.
UGGUACCCCUUUAUGAGCACUCAGCUCCCCCGCAUUGUGGAACCCAGCCCGCAGGCCUUGACCAUGCAGAAGGCGGGACGGCUGCUAGGAGGCUGUGCGCGGUCAUGGCAGUCAGUGAGGAUGGCCAGCGCCGCUGGGACUCGCCAAAACCCGCUCGCGAACAAGGUGGCCCUUGUAACCGCCUCGACCGAAGGGAUUGGCUUUGCCAUUGCCCGGCGUCUGGCCCAGGAUGGGGCCCACGUGGUCAUCAGUAGCCGCAAGCAGCAGAAUGUGGACCGAGCUGUGACCACGCUGAAAGAGGAGGGACUGAGUGUGACAGGCACUGUGUGCCAUGUGGGGAAAGCUGAGGACCGUGAGCGGCUGGUGGCCAUGGCUGUGAACCUUCAUGGAGGUAUUGAUAUCCUGGUCUCCAAUGCUGCUGUCAACCCUUUCUUUGGGAACCUGAUGGAUGUCACCGAGGAGAUGUGGGACAAGGUUCUGAACACUAAUGUGAAGGCCGCAGCCAUGAUGACAAAGGCAGUAGUGCCAGAGAUGGAGAAACGAGGAGGUGGCUCAGUGGUGAUUGUGGCUUCCAUAGGAGCCUUCAAUCCACUUCCUGGCCUGAGCCCUUACAAUGUGAGUAAAACAGCCUUGCUGGGCCUUACCAAGAACAUGGCUCUGGAGCUGGCCUCAAAGAACAUUAGAGUGAACUGCCUGGCACCCGGACUCAUCAAGACUAAUUUCAGCACUCUAUUGUGGAUGGACAAGGCAAAAGAGGAGCACAUAAAAGAAAUCAUGCAUAUUAGAAGGAUAGGCAAGCCAGAGGAGUGUGCAGGCAUCGUGUCUUUCAUGUGCUCUGAAGAUGCCAGCUACCUCACUGGGGAGACAGUAGUAGUGGGGGGAGGAGCCCCAUCCCGCCUCUGAGGACCUGGAGACGGACCACCAGUGCAAGUUGGCUCCCUCCUGGAAGGCAUUCUAGCUUUGUCUGCUAGCCUUUUCCACCUCUGCCUAUCAUCCUGCUCACCCCCACAAAAUCAGUUCUGUGGUCAAGGUGUGGUUUGAUGAGGAUUCCUGCUGUUGCUCUGACCUUGGAUAAAGUCUUCCCCUGAAAACAACAGAGCAAGUCUGCUGAGAAAGCUAUGUCUACCUCAGCAAAGACCAACAAGUUGUUUUGUUUUGUUUUCCUGGAUCUCUGGGAAAAUUGAGGAGAGAUGGGAGAAAUGGAACCUGUAGUUGAAGGAGCAGGGUUGGAAAUUAACAACUUGCAAAUGAGGUGCGAAUAAAAUGCAGAUAAUUGCGUUGCUUUGAAUCAGCCUGUUCGCUUCUCAGGGUUGGGUGCUUAGGUAUGGGAACUGUGCAGAAGUCUGGACAGGAUGGACCUCUGGCUCUCCGCAUCCCUCCUCCCUGUCUCCCGGGCCUGAGCGUGACACUCAAGGGUGGAGGUGUCUGCUGAGCUGCCAUCUGGGAGGAGGUGGCUUGGGAAUUCCCAGGUGCUACUCUCAGCCUCACACCCCCAGGGAUGGCGCCAAGGACGCCACUGGGAUGCCGGAAGCUCAGCAAGUGAGCAGGAAAGGACAAACUCCCCCAGGUCUGGCCAGGUCCUCUCCCGGCAUCGCCCUUGGUUCAGAGUUCCCUCAGGGUCAGCA